UGUCGUUCUCGCUCUACUGCGGGAAGCUGUUGGGCUUGGGCACACCUGUUCAUUUUAGUGAUGUCGAACCGGUACCCGUGCCCGGGCUGUCUUCAAAACUUGACAAAUAGUAGCGAUAUCAGUCUCUGCACUCGUUUUGCACAGAGGAGAUCCUGAAAGUAAUUCUCGUCUGCGCUCAGGGACGACCAGGACAGGACAGGACGGGAAGCCCACCAGGCGUCCCGAAAUGAAGGGAUCCCACCGAUGCAUGAGAAACAUCAGAACAGGGACUGCAACCAUUCGCAGAGGCCUUCCGGCUCUCCUCCAAGGGACAAGGCGCGAAAAUGGUCGAAGAUUUGCCUGCACUGGUGGGGGGGAACUUCAGCUUCCGAGAGAGGCCAAUGCUGUUGUUAUAGGCGGUGGCAUAAUGGGCUGCUUCACGCUCUACCACCUGGCACGAUUAGGCUGCUCCCCUGUUCUGCUGGAAAGGCACAGACUGACGAGCGGCACCACUUGGCAUACGAAUGGCCUAGUCUGGCGCAUCCGGCCCAGGGAAUCGGACACGGCGCUGCUCAACGCCACCAGGGACAUGAUUCUAGACCUAGAGAGCGAAGAACCUUCGGGUUGGAUACCCAAGGGCGGCCUCUUCAUCGCCUCCAACAAGCUGCGCAUGGAGGAAUACGCCCGUCUCCUCACCCUAGGCCGAGCGGCAGGCGUGGAGUGUCACCUCCUGACGCCGGAGGAAGUGAAGGCCUCCUGGCCUCUCCUGAACGUGGAGGACGUCACGGGCGCUCUGUACAGCCCAGGAGACGGCGCUCUCGACCCGUCAACCCUCUGCAACGCCCUGGUUCGAAGGGCACGCCGAAUGGGCGCGCAGGUCUACGAGGGCGUAGACGUCCAGGAACUGGAAACAGCGGAGGGCCCCUUUGGGGUUCGGACCGUCAGAGGAGUCAUGACCUCCAAGGGCUUAAUCGGCACCAAAAAGGUGGUCAACUGCACAGGUGUGUGGUGCGAUGACGUGCUGCUCACACGCCGCCAGCAGCUGUCAGAUGCAGAAUACUGCUACAAGGGGCUGCCACAAGUAUGCAUGGAACACUGCAUCGUGGUCAUGGAGCCUCUGGAAGGCGCCCGCAUCAUGCCCAACGUUAGGGACCACGACGCCAGCAUGUGCUUCAAUGUUCGGGGGGACUCGCUUGUCAUCGGGGGCUACGAAUUGAACGCCCCGACAGCCCAGGUAGAUCGAAGCUUCUCGUUCGGGUUAUACGACUUCAAGAUGGACAACUUCCUCGAGAUCAUGGAGGGUGCCAUCAACAGAGUGCCAAAGCUGGCCGAAGUGGGCAUCAAGGCCGAGAUCUGUGGACCGGAAUCCUUCACACCCGACAAGAGACCCCUCAUAGGAGAGGAUUGGGAUGUGCGAGGUCUGUACCACAGCUUUGGCUUCAACAGCGCUGGCAUCAUGUUGUCGGGCGGCUGUUCUGAACAGCUGGCCCACUGGGUCCUCGAUGGGCGACCUCCGCGUGACAUGGCAGCUUUCGACUGCAGGAGAUUUCCCAAGGACUCUCUCCAAUGGAGGACCUGGGCCAAGGAGCGUUGCCACGAAUCCUACACCAGCACCUACUCGAUCGUGUUCCCUACCAACCAACCCCUGGCAGGGCGGGGGAGGUUGACAGACCAUUUGCACGAGGAGCUCACAGAAGCUGGCUGUUUCUGGGAGGAAUCUCUGGGCUGGGAACGCCCCGGGUUCUUCACGCCAAGCCCUUUGGCACUCCUGCCCUACGACUGGAAGGGAGCCUUUGGAACGGCCCCUCAUGACGCUUACCCUUACAGGGAGGUCCUGAAGCAGUGCCACACGUUCGAUCUGCCGCCCUAUUACGAGCACAUAAAGGCCGAGUACGAAGCGAUGAAAACUGCGUCAGCAGUCAUAAACCGGACAUCCUCUGGAAAAAUAACACUGACUGGGAAAGACGUCCACAAAGCAGUGGAAUGGCUGUUCAUGAAUGAUGUGCUGAAUGAAGGAGGAAGUAUCUCUACCUCGCUUGUUCUUAACAAGACUGCCGGUGUUGAGGCGAACGCUGCCAUCUUCAGUUUGGAUGAAACCACAAGACUUCCCUGUGAGACCAACUACGUGUACGUGAUCCAGUGCGACAGUGGAUUUGGACCCUACGUUCAGAGGCUCCUCCGGGAUAUGUGCAUGGAUAAAGGACUUCGCCUCACCCUUGGGACUUUAACGAAUGAACUGUCUUGUCUUUUGCUUGUUGGGCCUUUAAGUCUCAGGGUUCUGGAAGCAGCGGGAAUAACUCGAGGACAAAUUCCUAUAAAUACUCACUGCCUUUGUAAGUUGGACAACGCCGUGUUCCGGGUCUGUAGGUAUGGCCUUGAUAUGUGGGAGCUACAUAUACCAGCAGGAGAUCUCAUUAGCAUCUACAAAACUCUUGUCACAGUGGGGACCCCGUUUGGACUGCGGAAUGCAGGAUACCGAGCACUCAAUAUUCUUCAGUUGGAGAGAGGGAUUCUCAGCUGGCAGAGUGACAUAAGAGCUGAUGAUACGCCUUUGGAAGCUGGAGUCUGGUCUGAAGAUCUAGAAUCAGACAGAGAAUUCUUGGGCAGAGAGGCAUUGCUGCAGCAGGCUGCCAAUGGUAUUACAAAGUCCCGGCUGAUGCUUGAAGUACCAAAUUGUCAGCCACUCUGGGGAAACGAAGGAAUCGUGAGAGAUGGCCGCCUUGUGGGCAUCACAAGAAGAGCUGAUAUGAGCUUCCUCAAGGGAGCUCCUGUUGCUGCAGGAUAUGUCAACCACCCACUAGCCUUAGCCAGGGUUGCACGAAAAGAAAUGCAGGAAGCUGCCUGGGAAAUUGAAAGACAAGGGCAAAGAUACCCGGCUAAAAUCUACUGCCCUUAGGACUUAGAAAACCUUUCUGUUUGUUCCCUGCAUAGAAUUUGUAAUAGACUUGGCCAAACAUGAAAGAGUAUUUCUGGUACAGUAUGUCAGUCAACAUCUGGGAUGGGCGGAACAAUAGAACCUACAUAAACUUA
Molecule: messenger RNA, 3009 nt
Organism: Macrobrachium nipponense
Lineage: Eukaryota; Metazoa; Arthropoda; Malacostraca; Decapoda; Palaemonidae
Product: sarcosine dehydrogenase, mitochondrial-like
Exons: 17
Coding region: 227-2875 (882 amino acids)
Cellular component (GO): cytoplasm; mitochondrion; mitochondrial matrix
Molecular function (GO): sarcosine dehydrogenase activity; protein binding
Source: RefSeq, a predicted model, not a curated record